Molecule: messenger RNA, 1987 nt
Organism: Brassica rapa (field mustard)
Lineage: Eukaryota; Viridiplantae; Streptophyta; Magnoliopsida; Brassicales; Brassicaceae
Product: transcription factor HEC1
Biological process (GO): regulation of DNA-templated transcription
Molecular function (GO): DNA-binding transcription factor activity; protein dimerization activity
Source: RefSeq, a predicted model, not a curated record
AUGAGAUCUAAGAUCUUAUGGUCAAUACCUGCGUGGAUCGACGGUCAUCAUCGAUCUUAGUAAAUGUAACGAUCUUCUAUUACUCGUUACUUCUGUGUUUUUGUUUCUGUUUCUGUUUCCCAAGCAAGAUAAGUCACGUAAUAAUUCUACUUAUAGUAACUCCUACAUGGCUACAUGAACUGAUGCACAUACGCUUUUCCAUAGCUUACGUCUCCACUAAACAAAUUUUUGCGACCUAACCGCUCGUUAUAUAUAAAUACAUUAUGAUUUCCACUAGAAAAAAAUGUUCGAGAAUUAGCAUUAUAUAGAUACUAAGUUUAACGAUAAGGAAUCAAAUCCACCGUACUAAUAAAUUUGUUGGCUUGUUAGACCAUCAUUAUCCAAGAUUUCUUAUGACGAAGUUUUUAGUGGAAUAUAAAAAACAAUUUCUUAACUUUUUAGUUAAAAAUUAAGAAACAAUUUAUUAUAUUUUUCUAAGAACUCCGGCCUAAAUAAACUCUAGAUAAUGAUGAUCUUAAUUGCUAUAAUAUAUAUAUUAAUCGUUAAUUUGAAUGCAUGUGUGAAACUGGAAUUUGCACUAAGACAAUAAGACAAAUUUGAAUAUUGAAUGUACACACAUAUAUGUAUAUAUAGACAAGUACACAGAAAUUGAGAGUUGAAAAUAUGAAGAAUUUCCUUAUAUUAUAUAUAUAUAUAUAUAUAUAUAUAUAUAUAUAUAUAGUAUAAGUUAAAAGAGGAGGAUGGGCCACAAGUUGCUAUAUAAAUCCUUCCAUUUCUUGUGUAGUAUUACUUGAGUUCUGAUUGGGCAGUAGUACCAUUGCCAUUUCUUACCAUCUCUUUCUCUCAUCAUCAAUCAUCAAUCAUCUAAAAGAAAGAAAAAAACCCUAAAUUUCAUUUUUUUGUAAGCUUUUCUCAGUUACUCUCCAUUCCCAUUUCAACAGCUUCCGCAUCUCUAUUUCUCCAUGGAUUCUGACUUAAUGAACAUGAUGCAACAAAUGGAGAAGCUUCCUGAGUUCUGUAACACAAACCCCUCUUUCAUCGACCACAACAACAACAAUAACAUUUACCCUUUUCUGUUCAACUCAAACCACAACCAUCCUGACUCAAUGACCUAUGAACCCGGUUUCCGGUACGGUUCCGGAUUACUCACAAACCCUUCUUCUCUCUCUCCCAACACAGCUUACUCUUCCGUUCUGCACGACAAAAGAAACAAUAGCGCGAACAUGGCAGCUAUGCGAGAGAUGAUCUUUCGUAUCGCCGUGAUGCAACCGAUACAUAUCGAUCCCGAGGCUGUUAAGCCACCUAAGAGGAGGAACGUGAGGAUCUCUAAAGAUCCACAGAGUGUGGCUGCUCGGCACCGAAGGGAAAGGAUAAGCGAGAGGAUCCGUAUUUUGCAACGGCUUGUUCCUGGUGGAACCAAGAUGGAUACGGCUUCCAUGCUCGACGAAGCUAUUCAUUACGUGAAGUUUCUAAAGAAACAAGUGCAGUCCCUGGAGGAGCAAGCGGUCGUUAACAGCGGGGGAGGAGGUAGGGUGUUGGUCGGCGGUGGUGGAGUCACGGGGGCGGUGAGUGGUGGUGGCGGCGGAGGAGUGGUUUUGAAAGGGUGUGGAACAAUAGGGACUCAUCAGAUGGUGGGCAAUGCACAGAUUCUUAGAUGAUGAUUAUUUUUACUAAAUUAAUGGAUACACCAUUAUAAAAUUUCAAAUAAAAAAAAUGGAACUAUUAAGAGUCUUUUGACCUUAUUCUUCCUGUGUUAGGCCAUGUAUGUGAUGGUUCUAAUGUCAGACUCUCCAUGGUUUUGGAGUGGGUUGUAAAUUAGAAACUACUUUCAAUAUAUCUUAUCUUUGUUAAUGAAAUAUUUUUAAGCAUUAGUGAUAGAUGUUUUCAGCUUCAGGCUUGUGUGUGUGUGACCUUUUUGUUGUUGUCACACUAAAUAUAUCAUAUGUAUCAUGUAUGCUUACUUAAUAAACCUAAAUGUUUAUUUCAA